Budorcas taxicolor (takin) is the source of this 964-nucleotide messenger RNA. RefSeq names its product TatD DNase domain containing 1 (gene TATDN1). The transcript has 11 exons. The coding region runs from base 147 to 941 and encodes 264 amino acids. Gene Ontology annotation, molecular function: 3'-5'-DNA exonuclease activity. The record is from RefSeq and is a predicted model, not a curated record. NCBI's taxonomy places the organism in Eukaryota, Metazoa, Chordata, Mammalia, Artiodactyla, Bovidae. Gene Ontology annotation, cellular component: cytosol.
UAUCAACUUGACAGAUCCUAUGUUCAGAGGAAUUUAUAGGGGGGUUCAAAAGCAUCAAGAUGACUUACAAGACGUAAUAGAGAGAGCUGUUCAGAUUGGUGUUAAAAAGUUUAUGAUUACAGGUGGAAAUCUACAAGACAGUAAAGAUGCACUGCAUUUGGCACAAACAAAUGGUAUCCUCAUAUUACUUUUACCUCCCACAAUGUGAAUUAAGUUAUUUUGAAGAAGUCUUUCUGAGAACUGCCUCAGAUAUGUUUUUCAGCACUGUUGGGUGUCAUCCUACAAGAUGUGAUGAAUUCGAGGAGAAUGGCCCUGACCAUUACCUGACGGAGUUGCUGAAUCUUGCUGAAAGCAACAAGGGGAAAGUUGUAGCAGUAGGGGAAUGUGGACUUGAUUUUGACCAACUACAGUUUUGUUCCAAAGAUACUCAGCUCAAGUAUUUUGAAAAACAGUUUGAACUGUCAGAACAAACGAAAUUACCCAUGUUUCUUCAUUGUCGGAACUCACAUGCUGAAUUUUUGGACAUAAUGAGAAGAAAUAGAGAUCGGUGUGUAGGUGGAGUGGUGCAUUCAUUUGAUGGUACCAAGGAAGCAGCAGCUGCUUUGAUGGACUUGGGUCUCUAUAUAGGGUUUAAUGGUUGCUCACUGAAAACUGAAGCUAAUUUAGAAGUUCUAAAGUCAAUACCUAGUGAAAAAUUAAUGAUUGAGACUGAUGCACCUUGGUGUGGAGUCAAAAGUACACAUGCUGGAUCAAAAUAUAUAAAAACUUUAUUUCCUACCAAAAAAAAGUGGGAAAACGGGCACUGUUUGAAAGACAGAAAUGAACCCUGCCACAUAAUUCAAAUACUGGAGAUAAUGUCAGCAGUAAGAGAUGAAGAUCCACUGGAACUAGCCAAUACACUAUAUAACAACACUAUUAAAGUAUUUUUUCCUGAUACGUAAUUGAUAGGUAUCUCCUAUUUUCC